CUAAGUCGUUAUCCUAAACGGACUGAUGUAAGCGAAUUGGCGAGUUUGACCAUAGACGAAGAUUUUACGCUAUGAAAUUGUGCAAAUCUUGCGUAAUGACCGAAAAUCCUGGUGGUCGGGGUGUGCCAGUGAGUUGGAAGCAGCAGCCACAUUUCUCUCACCUCAUUCGAGCCACUGGCAGCGAGAAUUCUGGUGUGAGUGAAGUUGAUGGGAAGCCAAUCUUGGACGAUGGGCAUUGUUCUUCGGAGAGCAGUCCAAAUGAUCUGCUACUUCGGCGACAUCGAUCAGACCGUUCUGUCCUCCCCGGUCAGUGUAGUCUGAUUAACCUAACGAAGUGGAAGUAUGCCAGAAACUCCAACUUUUGGAGUGACUACAAUUUAUCUUUUUAA
Molecule: messenger RNA, 389 nt
Organism: Schistosoma intercalatum
Lineage: Eukaryota; Metazoa; Platyhelminthes; Trematoda; Strigeidida; Schistosomatidae
Source: the annotation of a GenBank genome assembly